Messenger RNA from Megalobrama amblycephala (Wuchang bream), 3691 nucleotides. It is a transcript of the gene has1, whose product is annotated as hyaluronan synthase 1. The transcript has 5 exons. Gene Ontology annotation, biological process: extracellular matrix assembly; hyaluronan biosynthetic process. The record is from RefSeq and is a predicted model, not a curated record. The coding region runs from base 311 to 2032 and encodes 573 amino acids. NCBI's taxonomy places the organism in Eukaryota, Metazoa, Chordata, Actinopteri, Cypriniformes, Xenocyprididae. Gene Ontology annotation, molecular function: hyaluronan synthase activity.
CUGAACUUAACCAGCAAAUAUUCAUCUUCUGUAAGCCUCACAUACCCAACAUUAAAUGCAAUAAGAGGAGUACCGAGAUUUGACGUACUGUAUUGUGUGAGUCAUGGAAGUCCUUUGAGUGGGGCGUGAUCUGAGCUGAGGCACAUUUGUAGCGCAUUACACAUCUGCAGAAGGGAUGUUCCCUGAGCUUAUAAGAGAGCCUAUAAGUUUUGAGGUCCUGAAUGAACAGUUAUAUCUGGAGGAGAGAAGGUCAAGGAAAGGGUGAAUAAACCUGGGUAAAGAUUUGUCCGAAUAGCAUUUUGAUAAUAAAAUGGACAUCAAGCCAGUAUUAAGGAGUUUUGGCUCUCUGAUCCGAGCCAUUCUUACAUUUCUUUUUGCUCUCCUGGUCCUUGGGGUGAUGUUAUGGGCGUACAUUUUUGGUUUCCAGAUAGCUACAUCUCCAUUUAACAUCAUCUCAUUGGGUUUCUAUGGAGUGCUGCUAAGCUUCCACGUCCUAAUUCAGAGUCUUUUUGCCUUUGUGGAGCAUCGGCGCAUGCAUGCGAGACGCAAACCUUGCUCUUACACAAAAUCCAUUGGCUUUACAAUAUCAGCCUAUCAGGAGGACCCUGCUUAUCUCCGAGAGUGCCUUCUGUCAGUACGGGCUCUACAGUACCCAUCUGAGCUGCUACGCAUUGUCAUGGUGGUGGACGGAAACUCAGAAGAUGACCGCUACAUGAUGGAGAUGUUUCGUGAGGUCUUUGCAGACCAGGAUCCUGGCUGUUAUAUAUGGCAAAACAACUACCACUCUUGGAACCCCACUGGCCAAGAAAAAGAUGCAGCUGAAGCUGACGGUCUAGAAGGAAAUGAUGGGGUGAUGUUUGAAGACCCUCAGCGUUUAGAGGUUGAAGAACUCAUUAGGACUAAGAAGUGUGUGUGCAUCAUGCAAAAAUGGGGAGGAAAGAGGGAAGUGAUGUAUACAGCAUUCAAGGCACUAGGAUCCUCUGUGGAUUAUAUACAGGUAUGUGACUCAGACACAAAGUUAGACCCUUUGGCCACAGUGGAGCUCUGCAAGGUGCUGGAGAGUAACCAGAAAUACGGUGCCGUGGGAGGCGACGUGAUGAUCCUUAACCUUAAAGACUCCUAUAUCAGCUUCAUGAGCAGCCUGCGCUACUGGAUGGCGUUUAACAUUGAGAGGUCCUGUCAGUCCUUCUUUGACUGUGUCUCCUGUAUCAGCGGCCCCUUAGGUCUUUAUAGGAAUGACCUUCUGCAGCAGUUUCUGGAAUCCUGGUACAAUCAGAAGUUUCUCGGCACCCACUGUACUUUUGGGGAUGACCGGCAUCUCACCAAUCGAAUGCUAAGCAUGGGCUAUGCUACAAAGUACACUGCCCGUUCUAAGUGCUACACCGAGACUCCCGCACAGUUUCUGCGCUGGCUCAAUCAACAGACGCGUUGGACCAAAUCCUACUUUCGUGAAUGGCUCUAUAAUGCUAUGUGGUGGCACAAGCAUAACCUGUGGAUGACCUACGAAUCCAUUGUCUCAGGCAUCUUUCCUUUUUUUGUCACUGCCACUAUUAUCAAACUCUUCUGGACAGGCACUCUGUGGGACAUUUUGUGGGUUUUGUGCUGCAUCCAGUUGAUUGGUCUGGUAAAGGCAGCCUAUGCCUGCAUCCUAAGACAAAAUGCAGUGAUGCUCUUCAUGUCCUUAUACUCUGCCCUCUACAUGACCAGCCUCCUGCCUGCCAAAUACUUUGCCAUUAUCACCAUGAACAAAAGCAGCUGGGGGACAUCGGGCCGUCGUAAGAUGGUGGGGAACUAUAUUCCCCUGGUACCACUUUCAGUGUGGGCAGCCAUCUUGUUGGGAGGCCUGGGGUACACAAUCUACAGGGAAUACAAUGAGAAAUGGACAACAGAUGGUAAAAAAGAAGAGAUCAAGUUUUUGAUAUAUGGAUCUGCAGCUUAUGUCUGCUACUGGCUCAUAAUGAUCGGCCUCUAUUGGAUGUGGUUUCGGAGGUUACUUCGAAAACGCUCACAGAGUUACACUGUGAAUGUGUAGGACAAUUAUUUGCGCACAUUUUUUAUUUAUUUAAGAAAACUUGCACUUUUUCAUGUUUUUCCAUGCAAUUUUAUUUAUAGAUUAUUUUUAAACUUGCAAUUGUAUUUAUGAUUUUUUUUAUAAAUUUUGAUAUGGUACAUUUUUAUGCAAUUUAUGUUGUCUAUUAAUAUGAUAUGGAAACUACCUGUCUUUAUGAAAUAUGAUUAUAUUAAAUUCUCAGAAAUCAAUCAUUUACAGUCAACAUUGAUGCUGUGGGGUUUUAAAUUAAACAAAUAUAGCAGUGAACCAAAUUUUACAGAUAUGUUAUUUUUAGUGAAGGAAUUCUAACAUAUCACUUUACAUCAUUGAGCUUACUGAAGUGAUAUUGAUUUAUUGUUGAGAUAACUGGACACACUAAGACCAUCUGUUACAACACUUAUUUGCUUAUUAUUUGAAGAAUGCAGAUAAAGAGAUACAUACCUGACACAGUGAACAGCACUGACCAUGUGCUGCUGAUGAUAUUUUAGCAUUUGUUGAAUGACUACUAACAUAAAUAUGAUUUCACGAGAAGCAAUGCUUGUAAUUCUUUCUGAUGUAAUGUUACAGGGCAUUUUGUUGUCUUUUAGCACUUGAACAGAGCAUGUUGAGUCAGUAUAUUUAUUGUCAGCAUUAUUUUGUAAAUGUGAACUGUUAUUUAAACAAUACAAGAGAAUAAAUAAAUUAUUUUUUAAUGGAAGACGUGCUGAAAUUAUUUCAUUGCCUUUGACAAAAUUAUUCCACCAUGAAUUAUCUAAUUAAAAUAACAAUACGUACAACAAAAAUAUUCCUUGUUUUGCAAUCUCAGCAUUUUAAACAUGGCUCUUGUUUAGAGUAAAAAAAAAAAAUUGUGACAUUUGAUGAAAAAUUGUUUGUUAUACUUUGAUGGACAAAAAUAUAUAAAAUGACACAAAACCUGAAUUUGACUACAUUUUAAACUGCAAUUUUUCCAGCAAUGUAGGAUGUGGACUGCACCUCUAAACACAGUUUUGCAAUAUAUCUGAAAAAAAUAUAUAGGGAGGAUUCCCUGACAUUUGUACAUCCAGACCAGCACUGACAUAAAUCAGUUUGAGUGUCAUUUAACAGCAGAAUCAAUAACACUGUAGGAUAACAGCCCACAAAUAAAUUACGUUUGCCCAUAAUUUACCUAUGGGAUGGAUAAUGUACGCGUGAUCAAGUAAAUGAUUUACCGUUUUAUGUGAUUUAAAGCAGAGUGAAUCAGAUAAGGGUGGGUGCUAUUUGGGGGUAAUUGCUUCAUGCAAAACAUUUUAUGAAGUACGUUUGAGUGUUAUAGCUUGUUUAGACUGUUACCAAAGGCAACCAAGGUGGAUCCCAAUUAUAGGAGGUUAAAAAGCUGUUAAUGAAAAAAAGCUGGAAUGAUCUCUUUAAAACAAUAUAAGGGUCAUUGACGAAUAAGGUUUUUAAAAGUGUAAAAAAAAACAUAAUGGAGAUAUAAUUCAUUUUGAAGUUUUAUUACAUGUUAAGAAAUAGAUUAUGUGGAUUUUAUAAUCAAUUAAUUUUUUUUUACAAGAUGGACAAAAUUUGCCACCAAAAAAGUAAUUCGGUUUUACCGUAUGACACUAGGUUAUACCGAAUGACGAUAUUUUCAAACACUGCUAACAGGCUGAUAUCUAGCUAGCUACU